Messenger RNA from Nelumbo nucifera (sacred lotus), 1520 nucleotides. It is a transcript of the gene PAP28, whose product is annotated as purple acid phosphatase 28. The record is from RefSeq and is a predicted model, not a curated record. Gene Ontology annotation, cellular component: cytoplasm. NCBI's taxonomy places the organism in Eukaryota, Viridiplantae, Streptophyta, Magnoliopsida, Proteales, Nelumbonaceae. Gene Ontology annotation, molecular function: hydrolase activity, acting on ester bonds.
UGUAAUGUUACGGUUACGGGACGGCAAGUCGAUCUCGGAGCAUAGUCUCACACUCUCAAGGGAACAAGGGUUGUAGGAAGCAGGAACAUUAUGGGAUCUGAAGGAGGAAAAUGGCUGUCCCUUCCCUUCUUGAUUGCUUUCAUUGCUGCAACUCUUUAUCUUCUUCAAACUCUAAUCUCCCCGAGGUUGAUGCUGGGUCAUGAAGUUGUCAAGAUCAAGCGGAAGCCAGACCUUCCUCUUAGAUUCGGUUCCGAUGGCACAUUCAAGAUACUCCAGGUGGCCGAUAUGCAUUACGCGAAAGGGAAAAUGACCAGAUGCAGAGACGUCUUGCCAUCGGAGUUCGAGUACUGUUCCGACCUCAAUACGACUCGUUUCAUUCGGAGGAUGAUCGAGGUUGAAAAACCCGAUUUUCUGGUUUUUACUGGGGAUAAUAUAUUUGGUCCAAGCACUGCUGAUGCUGCUGAAUCUCUGCUUGGAGCAUUUGGUCCCGCAAUAGAGUCUAGACUUCCUUGGGCAGCAAUUUUGGGCAACCACGACCAAGAAUCUACCAUGACCCGGGAAGAAUUGAUGUCCUUCAUUUCCCUCAUGGAUUAUUCAGUCUCUCAGAUUAAUCCACCAGGAAUUGCGACAGAAAACAUUGAUGGGUAUGGGAAUUACAACCUUCAGGUACAUGGUGCUUUUGGUUCUGAUUUGGCCAACACCAGUGUCCUAGAUCUCUUUUUUCUGGACAGUGGAGACAGGGCUACUUUAAAUGGCAUUCGAGGUUAUGGAUGGAUCAAAGAAUCUCAGCUUCAUUGGCUUCGUAGCAUUUAUGAAGUCUUUCAGCAGGGCAACAAGUAUGACCAAAACGGACUGAAUAGCAUUGCAUCACCAACAAAAGCUGCCCAGCCCCAUUCUCCAGCCCUGACAUUCUUCCACAUUCCAAUCCCAGAAGUGCGGCAGCUCUGGUUUAAAGACAUUGUGGGUCAAUUUCAAGAGGCAGUUGCUUGUUCUGUUGUUAACUCUGGGGUCCUACAGACCCUUUCUGCCAUGGGAAAUGUGAAGGCUGUUUUCAUGGGUCAUGAUCAUAACAAUGACUUCUGUGGGGAGCUAGAAGGUAUAUGGUUCUGCUACGGUGGAGGCUUUGGAUACCAUGCUUAUGGUAAAGCUGGUUGGCCACGACGAUCAAGAGUCGUAUUGGUCGAGCUAGCAAAGGGGUUGAGAUCCUGGAUGGGAGUGGAGAGGAUCAAGACGUGGAAGCGUCUUGAUGAUGAGAACCUGAGCAGGAUCGAUGAACAGGUUUUGUGGGACCAAAGGUUAUUAAAAUGAAUGAAAUCACAUUUAAGGUGUAUGUGUAUUGGCAGCCACACACAUCUAACCGUGUUAUUAUUGUGCUAAACGGUUGUUUCAUGUGUAGGUGUAUCUCUUGACAUGACAACAAUGCCCUUGCUUGCUAGGUUUUGAACUUGUUCAUUGUUUGUUUCUGGUGAGAUCCUGGCUUUUUUAUGCCAUAGGACCGGCUUGAAGAUGCAUUGAAUAUA